CUUUCUUUGUCUCCUCUGCAAUCUUUGCAGCUCUGGUACUCGAUGUCCAAGUCUAUAUCACCAAUACCAAGAACAGUCCCAGGAUCAUCCGUGGACGAGGUGCAACCGCCUUAGUUGGAAAGUUGUGACCAGGAAAUUCGCUCUUCCGUCAACUAGUCCGUCAGUUCUAGGUCUCAGGAGAGAUCGGCUCUUGAAGCGAUAUCCCGAUCCUCACAGCAUCUCGAAUGCUCUGGCUUGCUAAGCUCAGAGCAGAGCGAGAGGCGGAAUCUCGACCACAAUACGAUGCAGCUAGCUAAGACCGCAUCUCAAUUCUCAAAAACCUCGCCGAACCUCCUCGACGAAGGUAAUGAGGACCUGAGCCAAAGCAAUCUUCGGUCACCCAAUAAAGGCGGCGGCGGUGAGAACGUCGAUUUCGACUCUUCAGACAGUGGAUCUGGGUCCUCUGCGGGAAACAAGACCGUCAGAGAGGGCAUCGGCUUGGUGUCAAGCAGCGUUGGGUCAGGAUAUUUGCCGUCUUCGGGGCAGGAUGCCACGGUAUCACAAACAAAUGUCUGGAGCUCAAAUUCGUCGGCGAAAGUCAGCAACGCCAUGCCGACGCUGAAUGAUAUGGUACACAGAAGAUCUCGUGUGAGCGAGCUCGAGCAAGAGAGCAUGACGUCUGCAAGUAGAGACGGCGAUUCCAGUCACCGUAUUGACGACCCUUCUCACAAUUUUGGGUUUAUCCAGUCCUUCGGCUGCUUAAUAGCAGUACGAGAAGCGGACGACGAAGGAUCACUGGAAGUUCGACAGUGCUCCGAGAAUACUGAAAAAAUUCUUGGACUAUCGCCCGCUUACCUUUUCUCGUUGAAUUCUUUUCUGGAUUGUCUCGAUGACGAUCAAGCAGAAUAUCUCCGGGACCACAUUGAGGCACUCUCCGAGCCACAAGACAAGGAGACUGAGUCUGACCCGAGCGUCUUUCAGCUCAACGGCUGGAGUCAGGGUGAGACUGGAACGAGGAAGCGGUGGGACUGUUGGUGUGCCGCGCACUGCGUCGCAACGACACGGAAGGAUGAACCAGAGGUGAACGUACAGCCCAAGCCAAUAAUUGCACUAGAAUUCGAACUCGUUCACGACAAGGUCAAUCCUUUGGCACAUUUUCUCCCUCAGCAACUCUUCAAGGAGAAGGAGUCGGAGGCCGAGGCGGGACCAAACAGAUUGACGAGACUUGCUAGCAGCGCAAGUCUUGACGAGAUUCGUGAACCGUCCGCUACUGUGGCUGUUGAUUCAGUCGUCGCGCUAAAUGAAGUCCCAAUCGAGGGUACGCCAAAAGCAGUCGUAAAUUCCGAGCACAAGCCCUAUUUGCCCGCGUCAGAGAAUCCGGCCGAGCUGAGGAAUCCGCUUUCGAGGCCAAGCAAGGCCGUAGACCAUCCGCGGCGGAGUGCUGCUGGCCAAGCAAACGAACAUCGCUUCAGACCCGGCCGAACGCGCUCCUCACAGAACCCAAUUAAAAACCUCGGCGAAGGACGGUCAAUGCUCGAUAUGUUUGGUAUCCUCAGCCAGGUCAACGGACGGAUGCAGGCUCAGAAUGACAUUCAGGAUCUCUUUACGGUGGCUGUGAGCGCCAUCCGAGAGCUCACGGGCUUCUCCCGCGCUGUGCUGUACCGUUUCGAUCAGCGAUGGAACAGUCAAGUGGUCCACAAGCUUCUUGACUGGAACCAGAAGAACGAACCCUACAAGGGUGUGCAUUCUCCGGACAUCGACAUCUCCAAGCAGGCUCAAAAUCUGUGCAAGAUCAACAAAAUCCAAGUCCUCUAUGAUCGAGAUCUGCAUCCGGCCAAAUUGAUCUGCAAGGACGUGAUCGAGCUCAGAAGACCAAUCGACACGUCUCGCUGCUUCCUCCUAGCCGUGCGCCCGAAUCGCCUCAGGCACCUUGCCAGAAUGGGUGUGCGUGCGUCCAUGUCCGUUUCUAUUACAGCGUUCAAUCAGCUCUGGGGUUUUCUUGCUCUGCAUACCUACGAUGCUAAGGGAAGACGAGUGUCAUUUCCCAUGAGGCAACUGUGUCGACUUCUUGGCGACUCAAUUGCGCGCAACAUUGAACGCUUGACCCACACGAAGCAUUUAUCGGUCUCAAGCCCAACAAAAGCCCUCAGAACAGACGUCAAUACGAGCAAGCUUUUGAUCAGCAACGCAGCAGAACUCCUUGUGCAUUUUGACGCUGAAUUUGGUGCUCUCGCUCUCGGCGAUGAGAUGGACGUAUUAGGCCCGCCCAACGUGGAACCAGAAGUCGUUGAUAUCGCUAGAUAUCUGCAAAGCAAGAAGUUCCGGAGAGUAGUCAUCUCGGAACACAUAAGCGCAGACUUUCCCGACUUGGCUCUAUCCAAUGAUUCGUCGAAGGAUAUCACUAGCCUGCUUCUUAUCCCUUUGUCUGAAACGGGUGCCGAUUUCAUCGUAUUUUUUAGAUAGUAGAGGCUUUGCAUGUAGGAUGAAUAGCCGAGACAGUUGUAAACGAAAGGGAAGAAGCGGUUAUUUCGUCACCUAGCUUACAGUACGUGUAACGUCAAAGCAAUCCUCAAACAUUUCUAU
This is a messenger RNA of Acaromyces ingoldii, 2562 nucleotides long. RefSeq lists its product as hypothetical. Gene Ontology annotation, molecular function: protein binding. The coding region runs from base 283 to 2442 and encodes 719 amino acids. Gene Ontology annotation, biological process: regulation of DNA-templated transcription. Lineage: Eukaryota; Fungi; Basidiomycota; Exobasidiomycetes; Exobasidiales; Cryptobasidiaceae. The transcript is spliced from 3 exons. The record is from RefSeq and is a predicted model, not a curated record.